AUGCCUUCAGGCCAACAUAUUCCCGAAAGCGAGAUGUUCUCGUGCUUCACCGAUACCCACGGCGUUAUCACAAGCACCAUGAACGACAUCCCAGGCUAUAAAGUCAACCAAGUGCUCGGCACAGUCUACGGCCUGACGGUGCGCUCGCGCAAUUGGGGCGCUGGACUAGGCGGAAUUGCGCGCUCGGUGGUCGGCGGCGAGAUACGUGUAUUUACGAAGAUGCUCUAUACAGCUCGCAACGAAGCGGUGGAGCGUAUGGUGGGCGAGUGCAUGUCUCGAGGAGGGAAUGCGCUGGUGGCGGUGAGGUUUGAUGUGGUUGAUAUGGGAGGAUUUUCGCAGAUAUCAACAACAACAAAAACCAUGUCCAAACUCAAACCCCAAACCCACCUCCUCAACCUCCCCGUCGAAAUCCAGCUCUGCAUAAUGACGCAUCUCUACAGCAUCUACACGCUCAAAAACCUCCUCGACGCAUUCCCCCACGAAUUAUACCCCAUUUUCCAACCCUAUGCGAAAUCCAUUCUCAACGCCAUCUUCUGGCGACCCAUGCGGCGGUACGCAAUAAACGACGAACGCGGCGUUGUAUAUCGAUGGAUGCUGAGGGAGUUACAAUUUGAGCAUUUGGUGGAUGAUGAUCAAGACGAGCAUACUACCGCGACGAUUGCCACUGCGUCACUACCACCGGUGAAAUACCAGAGCAGAACAAGGCCAAUCUUGUGCGAUGAUAACGAUAUUGAUUGA
Molecule: messenger RNA, 738 nt
Organism: Talaromyces atroroseus
Lineage: Eukaryota; Fungi; Ascomycota; Eurotiomycetes; Eurotiales; Trichocomaceae
Exons: 2
Coding region: 1-738 (245 amino acids)
Source: RefSeq, a predicted model, not a curated record